AUGAAGUACCAGCGUCUUGGCUCUCUAGCCCUUGCGGCCCUCGGUGCAAGCACAGCUGUCUCUGCGAGCCCACUUGUCCAGCGUGAGGAUAAUGGCCAGUGCCCACCGGGAUACUCUAUGAGCGUUUACUACAUCACCGUCACAGCUGAGCCUACUAUCGUCUCGACUGCUGCCGUUGAAAGCUCUUUUACUCCUUCCACUACUUCCACUUCUACGUCUACUGCCAUUUCUACUAUUACCUCUACUACUACCUCUACUACUACCUCUACCUCUACCUCUACUUCUACUUCUACUACUGUGGUUGUAUCCACAACCGCAGCUGGUCUUAUUGAGGCUAUCCCUUUGGUGUCCACUUCUACCGCUGAUGUCUCUGCCGUUGAGACCUCCACCACAUCGUCGAUUGCUGCUGAAGAAACAGCCGCUGUCCGGGUCGCCAGCUCCGAGACUUCUACUGCUACUUCUACCACUACCCUCGCAGCGACUACUGCCACUACUACAACGGCUACUACCCAGGCCCAGUCCACUGCAACCACUAAAGCCAUUGCUGCUGCCGUUGAUACUACUUCCACAAGCUCUGGAACCGUGAACUCCGGUAGGGCCACUUUCUACGGUGGCAACGUGUCUGGCGGAACCUGCUCGUUCACCGGCUACACCAUCCCAUCUGGUCUCUUUGGCACGGCCCUCUCAGGUGAGCGAUGGGAUAAUGCCGCUGAGUGUGGUGCCUGUGUCUCCGUCACCGGACCCAACGGCAACACCAUCAAAGCAAUGAUCGUCGACAAAUGCCCAGAAUGUGAAUCCAAUCACCUUGAUCUCUUCCAGAACGCCUUCGCCGAACUAGCCGAUAUCUCCAAGGGCAUCAUCCCCAUCAAAUGGUCCUACGUCUCCUGCGACAUCGACACCCCACUCAUCCUCAAGAACAAGGAAGGCACCUCCCCCUACUGGUUCUCCAUGCAGGUCGUGAACGCCAACGAAGCCAUCACCGCAUUCGAAGUCAGCACCGACAGCGGCAGCACCUGGCAGUCUACGACGCGCUCGUUCUACAACUUCUUCGAGAACAGCUCCGGAUUCCACACCGACACCGUCGACGUGCGGAUCACCGGCGAGUCCGGCAAGAAGAUUACCGUGAAGAACGUCGGAUGCGCGUCGGGCUCUACCAUCACUACCGCCACGAACUUUUAA
Messenger RNA from Aspergillus ochraceoroseus IBT 24754, 1179 nucleotides. RefSeq names its product putative extracellular cellulase CelA/allergen Asp F7-like. The transcript has 2 exons. The coding region runs from base 1 to 1179 and encodes 392 amino acids. NCBI's taxonomy places the organism in Eukaryota, Fungi, Ascomycota, Eurotiomycetes, Eurotiales, Aspergillaceae. The record is from RefSeq and is a predicted model, not a curated record.